This is a messenger RNA of Penicillium brasilianum, 835 nucleotides long. The record is from the annotation of a GenBank genome assembly. Lineage: Eukaryota; Fungi; Ascomycota; Eurotiomycetes; Eurotiales; Aspergillaceae.
AUGAAGUUUACUGCCGCUAUUACAACUGCCGUGCUGGCCACUGGUGCCCUUGCGGCGCCUCGGUCUGGACUGGCUGAACGCCUUGAAGCUCGUGGUGUCUUGACUCGCCAGUCCGUUCCAGCUCACAAGUUUGACAACUCUGGCGAGGAGAACAGCGUGCUUCUCAAGGAAGGAGGCGAUGGCGCUGGUGUCCAGUACAGCAAGAACUGGGCUGGGGUCGUUCGAGAGCAACCACCUGCCAGUGCUACCUACACUGAAGUCUCGGCAACAUUUACCGUACCUAAUCCCACAGCCACCGAUGACUCGGGGGAUACCCAAGCUGCUUCUGCUUGGGUUGGCAUUGAUGGUGACACCUACACCAAGGCUAUCCUGCAGACUGGCAUUGACGCCUACAUCUCCAAUGGAGAAAAAUCGUAUGAUGCCUGGUACGAGUGGUACCCCAACGCGGCUGAAAACUUCGACCUCGACCUCACGGCUGGCGACGUGAUCGUUGCUUCGGUCAAGUCUUCUUCCUCCAGCAAAGGUGUCGCGAUUAUCGAGAAUAAGUCGACUGGAAAGAGCGUGACCAAGUCGCUUUCUGCGCCUAGUUCCUCUGCCACCCUUGGCGGACAGAAUGCCGAGUGGAUUGUCGAAGACUUCAACUCUGGUUCGUCUAUGGUUCCCUUCGCCAACUUUGGCCAGGUCACCUUUACUGGUGCACAGGCCAAGGCAUCCGGUGAAGAGUAUGGUGUGAACAGUGCCUCUAUUCUGGAAAUCCAGCAAAAUGGCCAGCUGCUUGCCGAUGUCGAGAUUCAAAGCGAUACCCAAUUCACCGUCACUUAUGUGUAAAGGGCCG